Psammomys obesus (fat sand rat) is the source of this 828-nucleotide messenger RNA. RefSeq names its product ankyrin repeat domain 39 (gene Ankrd39). The transcript has 4 exons. Gene Ontology annotation, molecular function: protein binding. NCBI's taxonomy places the organism in Eukaryota, Metazoa, Chordata, Mammalia, Rodentia, Muridae. The record is from RefSeq and is a predicted model, not a curated record. Bases 33 to 584 code for a protein of 183 amino acids.
AGGAGCGUCCGGCUGCAGCCCAGGCCGCCGGGAUGGCGGCGCCGCAACCGUGCGCGGAUGGCUCCUGCUGCUCCCACCCCGGUGCGGUGCCCGGGGUACAGCAGACGCUGGAGGAGAUGGACUUCGAGAGGGGAAUCUGGUCGGCAGCCCUGAAUGGAGACCUGGGCCGAGUGAAGUAUCUCAUCCAGAAGGCCACGGACCCUAGCCAGCCUGACUCUGCCGGCUACACAGCACUGCACUACGCUAGCCGAAACGGGCACUACGCUGUUUGCCAGUUCCUGCUGGAAAGCGGAGCGAAGUGUGACGCCCAGACCCAUGGUGGGGCCACGGCUUUGCACAGGGCCAGCUACUGUGGGCACACAGAAAUUGCGAGGCUGCUGCUCUCCCACGGGUCCAACCCCCGCCUGGUUGACGACGAUGGCAUGACCAGUCUACAUAAGGCUGCAGAGAAGGGUCACGAGGACAUUUGCUUCCUCCUGUUACAACACAGCCCAGCCCUGAAGGCUGUCCGGGAUCGCAAAGCGCGGCUAGCAUGUGACCUGCUGCCCUGCAACAGCGGCCUGAGGGACCUGCUGGCCAGCUGAGGCUCCGCCCUCCUGUCUCCGGCUGCCCUUGAAGGGUACUCAGACUAGCUCUCCGCACCCCUACCUUGCUCAGCGUUAUGUUGCCGGGACCGCGGCCAGAAUGCCCGGAAGAGCCCUGUCUGGCCAGUGUGGCAGCCAGUAGGGAGGCUGAACACUUGUGAGCCCGGACAGGCGAUCAUAGAAGUUAGUCCAUGUAGAAACCUCUAUUCAUUGGGAAGAAAAUAAAGCUUAUAUCUUGACAUCA